AUGAAAGGAGAGAAACUCGAGGAGGGAGACGUCGAGCUGUGGCUUACCCAUCAUGCCCCAGAGGACAUCCCUGUGUGCCUGGAUAAGUCCCUGAAAGACCUCCAACUGGACUACCUGGACCUGUACCUCGUGCAUUUCCCUGUUGGUCUAAAGAAAAUGGGUGAUGAGCUUUUCCCGAAGAAGGAUGGAAAGAUGUUGACCUCUGACAUCGACUAUGUGGAUGUGUGGAGGGGCAUGGAGGCCCUGCAGGCCUCAGGGAAGGUGAGGAGCAUUGGGGUGUCUAACUUCAGUAUCCUGCAGCUGCAGAGACUCCUGGCUCUGUGCAGGGCCCCCCCCGCUGUCAACCAGGUAAUAAUAAUAAUAAUGGGUUUAAUUUAUACCUCCACGGUCUGUGGUGCUCUCAUGUGCUCGGGGAGAGCAUUCCACAGUCUGGGAGCAACCGAGCAGAAAGCCCAGUCUCCCAUAGUACGGAGCUUGUUCCUGGGGGGUUUGAGGAGGUUGGCUUUUCUGGAGCGGGAGGUCCGCAAGGAAGAUCCUAGCAGCGCUGUUCUGAAUGUACUGGAGCUUCUGGAUGCUUUUGUUAGGGAUCCCGAUGAGGAGUGCAUUGCAGUAGUCCAGCCUGGAGGAGACAAAGGCGUGGACUAG
Notothenia coriiceps (black rockcod) is the source of this 645-nucleotide messenger RNA. RefSeq names its product aldose reductase-like. The coding region runs from base 1 to 645 and encodes 214 amino acids. Gene Ontology annotation, molecular function: oxidoreductase activity. NCBI's taxonomy places the organism in Eukaryota, Metazoa, Chordata, Actinopteri, Perciformes, Nototheniidae. The record is from RefSeq and is a predicted model, not a curated record. The transcript has 6 exons.